AUGGAGCCCGAACCCGCCACCCCGCGUGCCCCGGCACCCCCGACGACAUACGACGCACGAUCGUUGUCUGACCACACCCUCGACGAUGGCUUUUACAGCGCGUCGGUGGCGGCGGCGACCUCGCAGCCAGAAGCUGCAACGGAACCGAUGACGAGCCUCCCGCGUGUGCAGACAUUACCACGGAUCCCGGAGACGUCCGCGCAAAAACAAGGAUACCCACCAGGCGCGGCCUACGGUGGUCUCCCAGCGCAGUCCUACCGCCCAGAAGCGCUACAGGCGUCGCGGGUGGGUAGUGGCUCGUCGAUGGUUAUGCCAUCGUCGCGCCCAAAUACCAUCAAGUGGAUUGGUCUGGACGAUCUGGAGUCGUCCUGGAAACUGGCCCUAUCGAUCUACGAAGAUGCCAAGGCCCGGAGCAACCAAGACGGCAUGAACAAAAUGAUUGACGAUCUCACGAGUGCAUGUGGCCACCCGAUGUAG
Molecule: messenger RNA, 477 nt
Organism: Aphanomyces astaci
Lineage: Eukaryota; Oomycota; Saprolegniomycetes; Saprolegniales; Verrucalvaceae
Exons: 2
Coding region: 1-477 (158 amino acids)
Source: RefSeq, a predicted model, not a curated record